CGCGUCUUACAAGCUUGCAGUAAUGGUAAUGAAUUCGUUUCUAUACAUUUAUAGCAGUUAUGCUUAUACUUGAAAAGAAAAAUUGUUAAGUGAGGAGUCAGGACAAGUUCAGAUUGUAACGAGAAUUUUUGGCAGGUUAAAAAUUAAUUCUAUUCAAAAUGUCUACACGGUAUAUGAAAAAAGUAUAUGGAAGUGAUGUAUUAUUCGAGAAGGAUAGUGAAAAUGAGAGUGAGAUGGAAAACUCGAUAAUUGGCAACGUUAAACCAAAGACAUUCAACUUCUUUGAUGUAUUGAAUCAAAAUUCUGAAAUUAAUGAGGAAGAAAAUGAAGAAGAACAAGCAGUGGAUGAAAAUAGUAUUGAUGAAGCUAAGCGCAAGAAAAAAAAGAAAAGACGAAGAAAAUUAGAAGGUUGUAAAGCCCAAAUUGUUGAAUCAAAAGAAGAAAGUAUAGAUGAAAUUGAAAGAACAGUGAGGGAAGUGAAUAAAUUACUUGGGGAACCACUUCCAGGUUGUAGCUCUCAAAGUACAGAUAAUUUUCAGUGGAGCCAACAAAAGUCUAAAGAGGAUACUUUGUUAGUGCAACAUAAGCACUUAAAUCCGUAUAAUGAACUUAAGAGAAUUUUUGGUAGCAAAACAGUGCAAGCGGAACAAAACAAUAGAAGAAGUAGAGGACGUAUGGGCCAUUUAAAGAAAACCUGGUUGGUUUCUGCUAGAGAUAAUUGGCCACCAAUUAAUAAAUUUGGCCUUUCAAUGUCUUUGGAUCAUACUAUACAAACAACCAAUAAUGUUCAAUACUUUGUGUAUGAUCACAGUCCAUCAUACAGACAAGUACAAUUAAAAUUUUUAGAAGCUGUUGAAAGCUCAAAUCAUGAAAGUAUUCUUAGUAUAAUCAACAUGCAUUCUUAUCAUGUAGAUGCAUUAUUACAAUUAGCCGAACUGUGUAAACACAAUGAUGAUUUAGCAAUGGCUGCACAAUUGACGGAACGGGCUUUGUACUGCUUAGAAUGUGCUUUUCACCCACUGUUUAAUUAUACAACUGCUCUUUGCAGACUAGAUUACAGGAAACAACAAAAUCGUGCUUUAUUUAUAACUUUAUUUAAACAUAUUAAUUUUGUUGGUGGACGUGCAUGUUACAGAACAAGCUUGGAAUUUUGUAAAUUACUUUUGUCACUUGAUCCAGAAGGUGAUCCAUUAGCUGUGGUUCUUUGUCUUGAUUUCUAUGCUUUAAGAGCAAAGGAAUACGAAUGGUUUAUAGAAUUUUGCAAUCUUUGGGAUAGUACAAGAAACCUAACACAGUUGCCAAAUAUAGCAUACAGUUUAGCUUUAGCCCAUUUUUAUUUAGGCAACAUAAGUACUGCUAACGAAUUGUUACAAAAUGCUUUAAUAAUGUUCCCGGGUGUAUUGAUGCAGUUACUAGAAGAAUGUGGGAUACAAUCUGAUGAAAUGGUACGAUCCUAUGAUUUCUUUAACACUAAAGCAGUACUUUCAACUUCACCACCUCUAGAGAAGCUACAAAAUUUAUACGUUGAUCGUAACUUUCGCCUAUGGAAAGAUGUAGAUCUUUUACCAUGGCUACGUGAAAAUGUGCACACUGUACUAUGUCGUGUUGAUUCACAAGAUGAUUAUGUAAAGUAUUGUGAGGUAAAACGGAGAAAACGUUACCAAGGGAGAUUACCAAAGAAUAUUUUGCGACAUAUUAUAUUGUCUGAUAUAAGAAAUAUCAGUGUGAACUUUCAAGAGGUACAAAUUGAUGGUUCCAUUCUUUCUCAUGAUCCUCUACCACCUGUGGAUAGUAUUGAUAUUUACAAACGUCCUGCCACAAGUACAAGGUCAAACAGAAAUAAUGCUGGUUUUUUAUCUCUCUUUCUUUCGUAUUUAUCCAGGGAUAUUGGUAGAAAUGUUGCGGAAGUUCUUGAAAAUACAAAUUUAUCCUAUGAUAAUGAUGAAGAAACAUAAAAUUGAUUCAACUAUUAAUUACUGAUUAUAUCGUGGAAUAACAAGUCAGAGUUCAGGAAGUUUGCUUUCAAUUAAAUAACAUAAAAAUGAAGUUAAUAUGUGUAUAAAUAUUUUUCAAACAACAGCUAUUUUUAUGAAAAUAACAUACAUUUCAUGGCAGGUAAUAUAUAUAAUAUUUAGUAAUGAACACUGCAAAAAUUAUAGUCCUUUUCUAUUAUUAUAACUACUUUCAUCAUCAUCAUUAUCACUAUCAUAGUUGUAUAAUAUUUUAUUAUAUGUACUUGAAGCUUGAUAUACUCUGAUUAUAUUUAUAUAUUCAUACGUAGUAUGAGGUUGUAUACAUUGUACGAUCCUGUAUGCUCUAUUGUAAUUUUUUGGAACUUUUGAUGCAAUUAUUACAUACCCAAUUUUUGCGAAGUUUUAAAUAAUAAAAAAGAAUAAAUAUAUAUAUAUAUAUACAUACACAUAUACAUACGUAUAUAUACACAUAUAUUAAUAAAUAAAUUAUAUUGUUGAAAUACUUGUAUCAAAGUGUUAUUUGUCAAUUAUCAUUUAUAUUUUGUUGAUACAUGAGUUCAUUAUAUAUAGGAUAAUGUAAAGCAUAUACUCUGUGAAUGUAAUUCAUUAAAAAAGAAUUAUUAUUUUCAAGUUGUCUUAUGUUAUGUACAGAUCUAUACAAUUAUCUUGUAUUAUCAUUUUUAUUGACUAUUCCUAGUCAUUGUUUCUAAUGCAGUGUUACCUUCAUCUUUUUGAGAGAUUUUCCCUGUAUCUUUAUUACAUAUAAAUAUCGUCAUAUAUUAUUGUAAUAAUUAAUGAGCAUAAAACCUUUUUUGUGUGCGUUUACUAGUGCAAUACUGGGCGUUUACUAGUUCCUCUGUAAUUAUUUCAGUUAGCAAUUAUAUAAUAAAAACACCCAUUCCAUCUAAUCAAAUACAUCAUCAUUUAAGAUAAAAAAUUAGAAAUUCAUCAAAUUGUUGAUAGAUCAAUUAGCGUUUAGAGGGACCAUUGGUCCAUAAUAAUGUAAUUCCUUUUAAUGCCACUUGUAUUCUUAUUUAUUUUAUACCAUACUAUGGAAUACGGGAUUAUAACGACAAAUUCCAGGUCCAUAUUCUUGAUAAGCUUUUUUGGUAUGACAAACUGUAUAAAAUUCUGGAUCGCUAGCUAAUAACGCACCUCCGUACCAUACUGCCCAACGUUGUUUGUGAUGCGAUAUAACAUGAACAUCUAUAGGUUUUGGCUAAAAUAAAAUUAAACAUAAAUACUA
Messenger RNA from Bombus terrestris (buff-tailed bumblebee), 3219 nucleotides. It is a transcript of the gene Nulp1, whose product is annotated as transcription factor 25. Bases 159 to 1955 code for a protein of 598 amino acids. Lineage: Eukaryota; Metazoa; Arthropoda; Insecta; Hymenoptera; Apidae. The transcript has 9 exons. The record is from RefSeq and is a predicted model, not a curated record. Gene Ontology annotation, cellular component: RQC complex.